UCGAGCAUGACAGGAAUAUUUCUGUAGAUGUCAUGGAUGUCGGUUCUUUCUACUAGCGAUCGUGUUAUCGACUUGUUAUUUGUUUUGUAAUUAAUUUCAAUUUGAAUUUUGACUGUCUAAUUAUCUUCCAAAACACAAAUAAAUUUUCAAUCAGUCUGGAUUGAAUUUUUUCAACAAAAUGUUAUUGCAAAUUUCGGCACUCCUUGUCGCCUGUGUGCUGGGUCUUAUUUGCCAUCUUUACAAAGUGAAUUUUUCCUUUUGGAAAAAAUACAGAAAUGUUCCAAGUGUUCGUGGUCAGAUUUUUUGUUCCAAUCUUAAGGACAUUAUAUUGUUUAGGACAAAUUUUGGAUUCGCUCUGAGGGAAGUUUAUGAGGAUCCCAAAUUCGCCAACUCAUCUGUCGUGGGUGUUUAUGGUCUCUACAAACCGAGUUUGCUGAUACGCGACCCGGAACUCAUCAAGUCUAUAUUGAUCAAGGAUUUUGAUAGAUUUUGUAAUCGCUACUCAAAACCGGAUGUCCACACCGAUCCCAUUGCUGCGAAGAGUAUAUUUUUUGGUGACUACAAAUUGUGGAAGGAAAUGCGUUCGAAAUUUUCCCCCAUGUUUUCGAGUGGAAAAUUGAAAUCCAUGUUCCCUCUCCUGAUGAGUGUGGGUGCAAAUAUGAGCGAUCACAUGGCGAGGCAGGGACAGGUGUUUUGCAUGGAAGUAAAGGAUGUGUGUGCCCGCUUUACCACCGAUGUCAUUGCCACCACAAUAUUUGGAUUCUCUUCCGAUUCUCUGAAGAAUCCCGAGGAGAAAAUGCACAUUGAAAUACGGAAAUUGGGUUUAUUUGAUCUGCAAAGAGCCCUACAAGUGGUCAUUAUAUUUUUUGCCCCCAAAUUGGUACGACUUUUUGGGGCUAAACUGUUUGAAAAAAAUUGCCAAGAAUAUUUGGUAGCCUCUCUACAGCAGAUUAUCCAGGAAAGAGAGGUAGGCGGUCGGAUACGCAAUGAUUUAAUCGAUAUUAUCAUAAAACUUAAGCAGGAAGCUUCUUUUGAAGGCCCCAAGGACCUCGCUUCCUUUAUGGAAACCAUGUACUCCCAGGCCAUUGUAUUUUUGGCAGCUGGUUAUGAGACCUCGGCCACCACAAUGUCCUUUGCCCUCUUUGAGCUGGCCAAGCAGCCGGAAGUGCAAGAAAAACUACGAAAGGAAAUCCUGGGGGCCUUCAAAGACACCAGCGGAGAACUAUCUUAUGAAUCGUUCAAUUCCAUGGAAUAUUUGGAAAUGAUCGUCAAUGAAACCCUGAGAAUGUAUCCUCCGGUGCCCAUACUUGAACGAAAACAUGGCAAGGCGGAGGAGGGUAUUUCCCAGCCAUACUCUUUGAUGCCAUAUUGUGAUUAUGCCCUUCCCGAGGGUAUGCCCAUUUACAUACCGAUAUUUGGACUACACUACGAUGAAAAGUAUUGGCCCAAUCCUUGGCAAUUUCGACCUGAACGAUUUUCGUCGGACAACAAAAAUUCAAUUAACCCAAUGACAUAUUUACCCUUCGGCAAUGGUCCACACAACUGUGUGGGCAAUCGUUUGGGUCUAAUGCAAACCAAAUGUGGUCUGAUGCAUAUCCUUAAGAAUCACAAGGUGAGAAUGGGCGAUCGUACAAUGAAGCAACUUGACUUUGAUCCAAAGGCAUUUGUUCUUCAACUGAAGGGUGGCAUGAAUUUGGAAUUUGUUCGAGACGAUAUGUGCGACAAUGAAUUAUUGGAAUAAAGUUGAAUUUAAGAAUAUUUUCAAAGACUAAGAAACGGGAAUAUUUUUUU
Molecule: messenger RNA, 1791 nt
Organism: Musca domestica (house fly)
Lineage: Eukaryota; Metazoa; Arthropoda; Insecta; Diptera; Muscidae
Product: cytochrome P450 6g1
Exons: 2
Coding region: 179-1741 (520 amino acids)
Biological process (GO): response to DDT; insecticide catabolic process
Molecular function (GO): oxidoreductase activity, acting on paired donors, with incorporation or reduction of molecular oxygen; monooxygenase activity; iron ion binding
Source: RefSeq, a predicted model, not a curated record